AUGCGUCGUGCCUGUUCAUUCGCCUCUUCCUCUUUGUACUGUAGUAUAUCCGCAUCUGCGUUGACCCACGCGGCGCGGACUAUUAUUGCAUGCAAAGGUAUUGUUGAAAAUCGAAUUACGAAACACUACUCAAACCGCACAGUCGCAGAAGCGAAAGCAGAGCGAGAGGCACAAAUAGCAAAAGUACGUCAUCCGAAUCCACGUAAUCAAAAGGAAGAACUCAGUCACCUUACACAUCAAUGUAGUUUUGAAUACAUCCCAGAGUUUCAACGCUGGGCAAAUGAUAUGAUGGCUGUUUAUAGUGACCCGCAAGCGUAUGGACAUGAUAUGGCUUAUCAUUAUCAUCGGAUAUGGAAGGCAAAGAGUCCAACAAGACGUGGUAUUGAAGAUGGUAGUGGUGCAUUUGAGGUGUGUAAGAUUCAUCCAAAAUAG
Trypanosoma theileri is the source of this 432-nucleotide messenger RNA. RefSeq lists its product as uncharacterized. The transcript has a single exon. The record is from RefSeq and is a predicted model, not a curated record. The coding region runs from base 1 to 432 and encodes 143 amino acids. NCBI's taxonomy places the organism in Eukaryota, Euglenozoa, Kinetoplastea, Trypanosomatida, Trypanosomatidae.